AUGUCGCGCCCUCCUCCAAACGCACGAUCCUCGGUCGCCAGCGGCCUUGCACCGCCGGUUCCUGGGCCAGGGUACCCUACCAGCGCACAUGGCUCUGCGGUGUUCGCACACCCUCCGCCGCCCCCUCCGAUGAGCGUCGCACCCACCAGUAGACCUCCAUCGCGGUUCGAACCUCCUCCACUAUCGUCGACGCUAGGUCCAAUGCCAGGUACGCUCGAGCGACCUCUACAGGGCCCGCGCAAACGACUCAUCGUUACGUGUGACGGCACGUGGCUGGACGCGGACAACGGGAUCCUGCGCAACGGUACGAAACAGCCGCCCUCGAACGUGAGCCGCAUCGGGUGGGCGAUCAAGGACACGUCGCGCGACGGCAUCCCCCAGAUCGUCAACUACCAGGCUGGCGUGGGCACGAGCGGAGGCGCCGCGUCGCGCGCGGUCGGCGGAGCGACGGGCAUGGGCCUGAAGGAAAACAUGCGCGAAGCCUACACGUACAUCGCCAUCAACUGGAGACCGGGCGACGAGAUCUUCCUAAUCGGCUUCUCCAGGGGCGCCUUCACCGCCCGAAGUGUCGGCGGGAUGAUAGGCGACUUGGGCCUGCUCACGCGCGCGGGCAUGCCGUCCUUCAACGAGAUCUUUGAGGACUGGGAACACCGGAUGGACCAGCGAUACGUCUCCAGGUUCCCGGACACGCCGUUCCCCAACAAAGGGCCGUUUAACAAGGAUUACGUGCACGAACUGGUCCGGCGAGGCCUCACAACCGUCAACGUUCCCAUCAAGGCCGUCUGCUGCUGGGACACGGUGGGCAGCUUGGGCAUCCCGCGCAUCGGGUGGCUCGAGUCUCUGGGGCUGCAGGCCAGGGGGCUGCACAAGUACGACUUCUACGACACGAGGCUAAGCCCGUGCGUGGAGAACGCUUUCCAGGCCCUCGCGCUGGACGAGCGGAGGGGACCGUUUGCGCCAGCCGUGUGGGAGAAGCGGGACGCCGACCGGACAAACCUUGUGCAGUGCUGGUUCCCCGGGGUGCACAGUAACGUCGGCGGAGGGUACGACGACCAGCAACUCGCAAACAUCACACUCGCGUGGAUGAUGAGCAAGUUGGAGCCAUUUCUGGAUUUUCGACCGGACUUUCUAAUGGCGCAGUGGGACGAGAACAAAGCGUAUUACAAGAGUACGGGCCAGAAGACGAGAUGGUGGGGCUGGGGAGAGAUUUACAACAGCCUCACGGGUCUGUAUUCACUUGCGGGCGCAAAGACGAGAACGCCGGGAGCGUAUUAUCGCGUCGAUCCGGACGGGAGGACGACGGAGAAGAGGUUGAGGAAUACGAACGAGUACAUCCAUGCGAGUGUGCGUGCGAGGCUGGGACUGCAGGGCCCAGGCGUGCAGGAUAGAGGUGUCUAUGAUCCGCCUGCGUUACGGGACUGGACUUUUGACACGGAGCACGUACCGAGUAAUGGAGGCGAUGGGUUAAUGGUCGUGUGGACGGACAGAGGCGGAAAGGGGGGUAAGAAAGCCGGACAGGAUAAAAUCCCAGAGGCGAGGUUGACUGAGACCGAGCUGGUUUUGCUGAGGCAAAGCCCCAGGGUGUAUGAUUACGUGACAGACCUGAGGCCGCCGAAUGUCAAGCAUGAGAAGAGACGGUCCAGGAGGCAGGAUGCAUCACAGGCGAAUGGCGGCGGUGGGAUGUCGCCUCCCUUGGUUGGUGCAGUGCCGUCGAGAAGACGCAAUAGGAUGAGUGCGCCGCCAGAAGGGUAUCCGCCCAUGGACACUGACGAUGAGAGGACAAGACGAAAACAGAGAGACGGCAGAGAUCCGGAUCGGCAGAGACGACGGAAGAGUCGACGAUAUGAUGAUUGA
Exophiala spinifera is the source of this 1854-nucleotide messenger RNA. RefSeq lists its product as uncharacterized. The record is from RefSeq and is a predicted model, not a curated record. Bases 1 to 1854 code for a protein of 617 amino acids. NCBI's taxonomy places the organism in Eukaryota, Fungi, Ascomycota, Eurotiomycetes, Chaetothyriales, Herpotrichiellaceae. The transcript has a single exon.